Molecule: messenger RNA, 384 nt
Organism: Mizuhopecten yessoensis (Yesso scallop)
Lineage: Eukaryota; Metazoa; Mollusca; Bivalvia; Pectinida; Pectinidae
Product: CCAAT/enhancer-binding protein gamma-like
Exons: 1
Coding region: 1-384 (127 amino acids)
Biological process (GO): DNA-templated transcription; regulation of transcription by RNA polymerase II
Molecular function (GO): RNA polymerase II cis-regulatory region sequence-specific DNA binding; DNA-binding transcription factor activity, RNA polymerase II-specific
Source: RefSeq, a predicted model, not a curated record
AUGCCCCCAAAGAGAGAUAUGGAAUACGACAGCAUGUCCGACUCGGACGAAGAAAUGUCUGAUGGAAACCUCUGCAAGAAGUCGAGAUAUCAAAAAGGAAGUACCGAGUAUACCAAGAGAAGAGAAAGAAAUAACAUAGCUGUCAGGAAAAGUCGCGAGAAGAGCCGUGCCAAAGCGAAGGAAACAAGUGAGCAAGUAAAUAGGCUUCGUAGUGAGAAUGAAAUGCUGGAACAGAAAGUUCAAAUUCUGUCCAAGGAACUAAGUGUUUUAAAGGAUUUGUUUUUAGCCCAUGCUGGAUCAGUUUCCCAGAGCUGUGCAGGCAGCAACAACACUAAAGAAGAGGCCUCGACAGACCACGAGUACUCCAAGAUGAAUUCCCAGUGA